Messenger RNA from Emiliania huxleyi CCMP1516, 3387 nucleotides. RefSeq lists its product as hypothetical. Gene Ontology annotation, molecular function: carbohydrate binding; beta-galactosidase activity. The coding region runs from base 1 to 3387 and encodes 1128 amino acids. Lineage: Eukaryota; Haptophyta; Isochrysidales; Noelaerhabdaceae. The record is from RefSeq and is a predicted model, not a curated record. Gene Ontology annotation, biological process: lactose catabolic process. The transcript is spliced from 10 exons. Gene Ontology annotation, cellular component: beta-galactosidase complex.
AUGAGCAGCAGCGCCCUGCCCGUCUUCACCGGCAGCAGCGCCCUGCCCGUCGCGUCGGGCCGUCGCCCCGCCGAGUGGGAGAACCCAGAGUGCUUCGGCAUCGGCAGAGAGGAGGCGCGCGCGUCGCACUGCGCAGCGGAGAGCAGGGAGGCGGCGCUCGCCGGCAGAGCACAGAGCGGUCGAUAUCUCUCGCUCAACGGAAGGUGGCACUUCCGUUGGUCCGAGAGUGCGCCCGCCAACGGUGUGCCGUCGGGAGACUUCGCCGCGCCGACCUUUGACGACAGCGGCUGGGGCGAGAUCGAGGUGCCCGGCAACUGGGAGCUGCAGGGCCACGGGUUUCCAAUCUACACAAACGUGCAGUACCCGUUCGAGCACAACCCGCCCGCGAUCGCGUACAAGGGCCGCGAGCCCGGCGCGCGCUACAACCCGUGCGGCGAGUACCGCACCGCCGUCGACAUGCCUUGGGACCCCGCGGCCGGCCCAGUCUAUCUCCACCUCGGCGCUGUCACAUCGGCGGUGUACGUCUGGGUCAACGGGGCGGAGGUGGGCUACUCGCAGGACUCGAAGCUGCCCGUCGAGUUCGACAUCACGCGCCACGUCUCGCGCGGCGAGAGCUGCCUCAUCGCCCUAUUUGUCCUCUGCUGGUGCGACGGUGCAUACCUCGAGGACCAAGACAUGUGGUGGCUCGCCGGCAUCACGCGCGACGUCUACCUCUACUCGCGGCCGUCGCUGCACGUGCGCGACUUCGCUGUCCGCACACGCAUCGACGCCGUCGGCGACGGCUUUGGCGCAGGCCUAGUCGAGGGCACAGACCUCGCCGCGCCGCCCGUCGCCGCCGCGAGGGUGAGCGCGCCGCUGUGCCGGGCGGGCGGCAAGGUCGGCGCUUUGGUGCACGCGGCGCUGCGGGUGCCGGCGGGGCAGGCUCUCCCGUGGAGCGCCGAGACGCCGUCGCUGUACACUCUGCUGCUGACGCUGCGCGACGCGGCCGGGUCCGUGGUGGAGGUGCUCGCGCAGCGGGUUGGCGAGCGAUGCCUAGACGCGGAACACGGACCUCUGCACGUUCCGACUAGCAUUCGAGAGGACGCGUGGUUCGACAGCCCUCUGCACGAGCACCACCCUGAGACGGGGCACGUGGUGUCGGACGAGUCGAUGCUGCGCGACGUGCGGCUGAUGAAGGACCUCAACUUCAACACGGUGCGCACCUCGCACUACCCGAACGCGGAGCGCUGGUACGAGCUGUGCGACGAGCUCGGCCUCUACGUCAUCGACGAGGCAAACAUCGAGUCGCACGGCAUGGGGUUCGAGCCGAAGCACACGCUCGCGGCGCGGCCGGACUUCCGCGAGGCGCACGUCGAGCGCGUCCGCCGCGUGUGCGAGCGCGACAAGAACCACCCGAGCGUGAUCGUCUGGUCGCUCGGCAAUGAGGCCGGCAACGGGCCCGCCUUCCACGCGGCCUACGCGUACCUCAAGCGGCGCGACCCUUCGCGACCCGUGCAGUACGAGAACGCGCGCCUCGAGCCGGGCUGGUCGACGGAGCAGCUCGAGACGAUCGACGUCGGCACGGACCUGUAUGUGCCGAUGUACCCCUCGCCCGCCAAGCUGGAGCUAUACGCGCAGCGGCACGAGCUCGACCCGCGCGCGCUCCCGCUCGUGAGCCUAGAAGGGGAAGACGUGCUCUUGCUCGUGAUGUGCGAGUACUCACACGCGAUGGGCAACUCGUGCGGCGGUCUGGCCGCGUACUGGGCCGUCAUCCGCCGCCACGGCGUGCUGCAGGGCGGCUGCAUCUGGGACUGGGUGGACCAGGGGCUAACGCUCGCGGGCGGCGUCUGCGGCGCUGAGCGCUUCGGCUACGGCGGCGACUUUGGCCCCGACGGCACGCCCUCGGACGAGGCGUUCUGCAUCAACGGCCUCGUGCAGCCCGACCGGCGUCCAAACCCGCACGCGCACGAGGCAAAGUACUGCCAGCAGCCGAUCGGCGUGGAGGGCGUCAGCGCCGGCCCGCUGCACGCCGCCGUGCGCGUGCACAACCGGCACGACUUCCUCCCCCUCUCUCCCGGCACCUUCUCGUCGGAGUGGCUCCUGCUCGAGGACGGCUGCCCGCGCGCUCGUGUCAGCUCGCCGCUACUCCUGGUGGCUGGCUCCGUCGAGCUCGAGGUGGCGCACUCCUCCUGCGAGCACCUCGAGGCCGCCGCCGUCGCCGGCGCGGAGCGCCACCUUGAGCUGCGCUUCCGGCGCGCGAGCGACGGCCACGAAGCGGUGCACGUCGUCGGAAGCGCGCUGACGCCGUCGCUCUGGCGGCCGCUCAACGACAACGAGCUCGGUGCGUGUGCGCACGUGCGGCUGCGCCGCUUCCGCACCGCCGGCCGGCCGAGCCGCGGCGGCCACCACGCGCUGCUGCAGCCGCUGCGCGUGGACGACGUGGCCGGCGGCGUGGAGGUGGAGGCGCACGCGGCGCUGCUGUCGGACGGCGAGCUCUGCCUCACCACCACCUGCCUCGUGCGGCCCGACGGCGCCGUCGAGCUGUGCUACGGCGACGUCGUCUCGCUGACGGCGCACACCAACCACUACUUGGGCGUGCGCGGCGGCGAGGUGGUCGCCUCCGGCCGGCGGCAGGGCGAGUUUGGCCCGCUCGCGCCUUCCGCCGCGGAGAGCUGGAGCGUCGAGCCCGCCGACGGGCGCGGCCAGCCGGGCGAGCGCGUCGUCUCGGGCGGGCGCGUCGCGCUGCGCUGCGUCGACGGCGGCGGCUUCCUGGGCGGGCGGCGCGGCGAGGCGGCCGACAGCCCGCUGGCAUGCGCCGAGAGCGCGGCAGUGUGGGAGAUCCGGGCUGGCGAGCGCGCCGCCCCGCUGCGCGUCGGGUUCGUCGCGGCGCUGACGCGCGCGGCUGCGAGCCGCGUCCGGUGGCACGGGCUAGGCCCACACGAGAGCUACCCGGACCGGAUGGCGGGGGCGCGCGUCGGAGUGUGGGACGGCAGCGUGGCCGCACAGACGCACAGGUACUGCCGCCCGCAGGAGAAUGGCAACAAGAUGGGCACGCGCUGGAUGGCGCUCAGUGACGCCGCCGGCUCGGCGGGGCUGCUCGUCGUCUCGCGGCGGGGCGCGCCGCUGCCGAUGCAGUGCCACCACUUUGCGCUCGACGACUUCGACGUGCGGCCCGGCUCGGCGGUGCCCGAGGUGCGGCACGGGGGCUCGCUGCAGGAGGCGCCGUGGACGACGCUCUGCAUCGACGGCGCGCACGCCGGCGUCGGCGGCAUCGACUCGUGGGGCUCGCAGCCGCUGCCGCAGCACCGGCUCUCGCUCGAGCAGCCGGUGGAGUGGGCGUUUGCGCUGCGCCCCUUCAGCCCGGAGGAGGAGGUGGCGCUGCCGGACCUGGUGAGGGCGCUGGCGUGA